GGCGGCCGACCGGGAUUGGCCAGCCGGAGUGCCCGUCCGGGGUUAGGUUGGCAGGCCGGCGCGUGCGGCUCUCAGUGAGGGUCCCCGCUGCCGAUGGGCUCGGGUGCGGGAAGCUGGCGGGGGGCUCCGCUGGCCUGGGCUCUGGCCCUGCUGGCCUGGGGCGGGCGGGCCGGGGCGCUGGAGAAUGGGCUGGCCCGGACCCCCACCAUGGGCUGGCUGCACUGGGAGCGCUUCCUGUGCAGCACCGACUGCGCCCGCGAGCCGCUCUCCUGUAUCAGUGAGCAGCUGUUUAUGCAGAUGGCUGACCUGAUGGUGUCAGAUGGCUGGAAGGAUGUAGGCUAUGAGUAUGUCUGUAUUGACGACUGCUGGAUGUCUCUGACCCGAGAUGACCAGGACAGGCUCCAACCUGACCCAGAACGCUUCCCCAGUGGGAUCCGCAAACUGGCAGACUACGUCCAUUCCAAAGGUCUGAAGCUGGGGAUUUAUGGGGAUGUUGGAAACAAAACCUGCGCUGGCUUCCCUGGCAGUUAUGGCUACUAUGACCUUGAUGCCCAAACCUUUGCCGACUGGGGUGUGGACCUGCUGAAGUUCGAUGGCUGUAACUACAGCACACUGGACCAGCUGGCAGAAGGUUACAGGAACAUGUCUCUGGCCCUCAAUAAGACUGGCAGAAGCAUUGUAUACUCUUGUGAAUGGCCUCUCUACAUGAGACCCAUGCAGAAGCCUAAUUACACAGAAAUCAAACACUACUGCAAUCACUGGAGGAACUUUGGUGACAUCUAUGAUGCUUGGAACAGUGUUAAGAAUAUCCUGGAGUGGACUGCUUUACACCAAGACAGCAUUGUGGAUGUUGCUGGGCCAGGGGGCUGGAAUGACCCUGACAUGCUGGUGAUUGGCAACUUUGGAUUGAGCUGGGACCAGCAGCUGACUCAGAUGGCAUUGUGGGCUAUCAUGGCAGCUCCACUGCUCAUGUCCAAUGACCUACGUCAUAUCAGCCCCCAGGCCAAGUGGCUGCUCCAGAACAAAGAUGUGAUUGCCAUCAACCAGGACCCGUGGGGCAAGCAAGGAUACCGUAUCACCAAGGAUAACAACUUUGAGCUCUGGGAGCGGCCUCUGUCAGGGGGUGCCUAUGCUGUGGCUGUGCUGAAUCGGCAGGAGAUUGGAGGACCCAGGAUCUGCAGCUUCUCUACCUCUUUCCUUGGCAAUGGCCUGGCAUGCAACCCUGCAUGCUCCAUCCAGCAGAUCCUCCCCACCAGUGAGGACUGGGGACUACACAACUGGGUCUCGUUCUUGAACAUUGAGGUGAACCCAACGGGUACUGUGCUGCUGAAGGUGGUGGUGAUUGGGGAUUCCCCAGAUCAGAAGCCUGUCAUGAACAUCAACAAAAUACCAUCUCCAGAUAUCUUAUAAUGCAAUAGUGGCCUAAUUCCCCAGGCACCAGAGCUUGCUCCAGUCCUGCCCAUCCACAUCUGUGGGCAAUAAGAGCUGAAGAUCCCAUCCCAGUGAUGGGUGAACUUUACCAAAUUAAUGCUAAUCCAGCAAAAAGUACUGUAAUCUCUCCAUCCUUAUGUUGCAAUUACUGGGAAGAGGGUACCUUUACAUAUCCCUGCUAGAUCUAUCUAAGUCCUGCUCAAUGUAGUUUGUGACCUAACCUUCCUUUCCCUGGGGGCUAAAGGAUUGAGGUAGUCAAUUAGACUGGGUCAGCCUUCUGUAAAGGCUUAAUGGCCUUGGUAGUGGGUGAGGAAAUGCAGAGCAAGGACAUACCAUGUUAGUGAGGUUCUUCAGUGGUGCCAGGACUCAGGAGAAGAGCGCUCCCCUCCUGCCUUAACAGCUUCCUCUCAGGCCAGUGUCACUGAUGUACACCAGCUGCAAAAAAAAAACACACACACAGUCCACCCUCAGACUCCCUCCCUCCCCCCACCCUUUUCCCUAAGGUAGCUCUCACCUUGCUGUAGUGACUCAGUGUUUUAAGCCAGUGCUUUUUAGGCUAUCACUUUCUUGCUGGCUGUCUCCCUUUAAAGGGCAUCCAUGUAGUCUUAUCUCCCACUCACAUGGCUUUCACUUUGUUCUAGGGUUUUUUUAAUCCAUGUUUCUUCAGGAGAGGACAGUCACCGAGCUGCAUUCAGCAGCUUACUGAUUGUCCUGGUGCCAGUAGCUAUAUGUUCCACUGCUGGUUCUGGACUAAAGAAACAGUUUUUGAUGCAAAUGGAUUAAUCAUUAGCCACCCAUAGGUAGAGGAUGAUGGCAUGCUACAGGGGUUUCUCCCCUCCCCACUGACCUUGACUGAUGCCAGUAAAAGGAAAUUGAUUAGGGCAGGGUUGGGCUUGCUCUGUCCUCCCCCCCCCCCCCAUCUCCUUCCUUUGUGGUACAGUCCACCUUAAUAGACCCUAGAGGGGGUUGAGGCUUUUUGUAGUAAUGUGUGGAACUGAGCCUACAUUCAGCUUGAGUGUGAUCUGAAAUUUCUGUAGCGGUGGGUUUGCUAAUUCUCUUGUGAAACUAAUCAUGUCCACACACACCAAGCCACCUGUACAUAAAGAACAUUGUACACAAGUCUUGCUAAAAAAAAUUAAAGCUUAUCUAUUCCUAGA
Messenger RNA from Dermochelys coriacea (leatherback sea turtle), 2588 nucleotides. It is a transcript of the gene GLA, whose product is annotated as galactosidase alpha. NCBI's taxonomy places the organism in Eukaryota, Metazoa, Chordata, Testudines, Dermochelyidae. The record is from RefSeq and is a predicted model, not a curated record. Gene Ontology annotation, biological process: glycoside catabolic process; glycosylceramide catabolic process; oligosaccharide metabolic process. The transcript has 7 exons. Gene Ontology annotation, cellular component: cytoplasm. Bases 94 to 1410 code for a protein of 438 amino acids. Gene Ontology annotation, molecular function: alpha-galactosidase activity.